AUGCCCGUCUUUGUUGUUCCCUACCAAAAGUUAGGGCUUUUUUUUUCCAAUCCUUUUCCUCGCCCGGAACUCUCUUCGCCUGGACAAGAUUAUCGCCGGAGAUUAGCACCGACCGGGAUUCUGGUUUUGUUAUUUUUUGGUUCUCUCUUGUUGUUCUAUCAGAAGCGUCUUCUGGUCUCGAUUUUCUUCGGCGCUUUCAAGUGUGUGAAGAUGGAGAGAGCAGUUUCUGGAAUCAGAGUGUGAAAUAGGGAAGCUUUCUUUGACGUAGAUAUAGAGUGGACCAUAUAAUGGAUGAUCAUUUGGUUGAUGAGACGCUGGAAAUGGAACAUCAUGGGGUUGGAGAUGAUGGAGAUGCUGAACCUAGUGAUAGUGGUGAACCUACUAAUGUCGAGAAUUCAUCGGGAGUUCGGGAUGAGGAUGGAAUUGUGGAGCCUUGUCUUGGAAUGGAAUUCGAUUCUGAAAGUGCUGCAAAGUCUUUGUAUGACGUGUAUGCUAGACGUGUAGGUUUCACUUCUAAACCCGGUUCUAAAACUGAUGGGUCGAUGAAUUCUCGGGAAUUUGUAUGUAGUAGUAGCAAAGGGUCGAAGAAAAGGCCUGCAGAGAGCUGUGAUGCGAUGAUUAGGAUAGAAAUGAAGGGUCAGGAUAAAUGGGUUGUCACAAAAUUUGUCAAAGAGCAUUCCCACGGGUUGAUGAGUCCCAACACACUUCACUGUCUUCGUCCUCGUAGGCAUUUCGCCAAUUCGGAGAAAUGUAUGCCCGAGAGCUUUCAGGGGACAGCUAAUGUUCCUACUGGUACGAUGUAUGUUUCUAUGGAUGGAAAUCGUACUUCGCUGGAAUCAAAUAGUAGAGGAGCUAGAAACAGUCACAGAGAUUCAACUAAGAACAUGGGACCAAUGAACUAUAGGGUGAUGCCUACGAACAGAAAGAGAACACUAGGGCGGGAUGCACAUAAUCUUUUGGAAUAUUUUAAGAGGAUGCAGGCUGAAAACCCUGGCUUUUUCUACGCAAUGCAGCUUGAUGAAGAUGGUCAGAUGACUAAUGUUUUCUGGGCUGAUUCAAGAUCGAGAACUGCUUAUGGUCACUUUGGUGAUGCAGUCAACCUGGAUACAAGGUACAGGUACAAUCAGUUUAGGGUUCCUUUUACCCCCUUGACCGGGGUGAAUCAUCAUGGCCAGAUGAUUCUAUUUGGAUGUGCAUUAAUGUUGGAUGAGACAGAGGCUUCGUUCACCUGGCUGCUUAAGACCUUUCUCACGGCUAUGAAUGAUCGGCAACCCGUCUCUUUGGUAACUGAUCAAGACAGGGCUAUACAGAUUGCUGUUGCUCAGGUGUUUCCAGAAACUCGUCACUGUAUUAAUAAAUGGGAUGUGCUAAGAGAAGGACAGGAAAAGCUAGCUCAUGCUUGUCUUGCUUAUCCUAGUUUUCAGGUAGAACUAUAUAACUGUAUCAAUUUCACUGAAACUAUAGAAGAGUUUGAAUUAUCCUGGACCUCCAUCAUUCAAAAGUAUGACCUUGGAAGACAUGAAUGGCUGAAUUCUAUAUAUAAUGCUCGAGCUCAAUGGGUUCCUGUUUACUUCCGGGAUUCCUUUUUCGCUGCAGUAUCUCCUGCCCAAGGUUAUCCUGGUUCCUUUUUUGAUGGGUAUGUGCAUCAACAGACAACAUUACCGAUGUUCUUUAGGCAAUAUGAAAGAGCUAUGGAGAGUUGGUUUGAGAGGGAGAUUGAAGCAGAUCUUGACACAAUCAACAGCCCCCCGGUCUUGAAGACACCGUCACCUAUGGAAAAUCAGGCAGCAAAUCUCUAUACACGGACGAUUUUUGCAAAAUUUCAGGAAGAGUUGGUCGAGACAUUUGCUUAUACUGCUAAUAGAAUCGAUGGUAAUGGAACUACCAGCACAUUCAGAGUUGCAAAAUUUGAGAAUGACAAUAAAGCUUAUAUUGUUACAUUUGACUAUCCUGAAAUGAGAGCAAAUUGUAGCUGCCGAAUGUUUGAGCAUUUGGGUAUUCUCUGUAGACAUGUUUUAACGGUGUUUACAGUCACGAAUAUACUCACUCUACCUCCACAUUAUAUCCUGAGACGGUGGACAAGAAAUGCCAAGAGUGGGGCUGGGGCCGAUGAACAUUGUGGUGAAAAUGAUCAUGAGAGUAUGACACGCCGUUAUAACCGUCUCUGCCGUGAAGCCAUCAAAUAUGCAGAGGAAGGGGCUAUUGCAGUGGAAACAUAUAAUGUUGCAUUAGGGGCACUUAAAGAAUGUGGGAAGAAGGUUGCAGCUGCCAAAAAAAAUGUGGUCAAGGUUACACAGUCUAUCUCCCAGGCUGGUGGACUUGUUAGCGACGACAAGAAGGCCUCACUAUCCGCUGCGGACUCAACCCCAUUGUUGUGGCCGCGACACGAUGAAAUGAUACGAAGAUUUAAUCUUAACGAUGGUGGGGCCAUGGCUCAAUCUGUUGCUGAUCUGAAUCUGCCCCGCAUGGCCCCCGUGUCCCUUCACCGUGAUGAUGCUGCCCCCGAUAAUAUGGCGGUUCUUCCACAUCUGAAGUCAAUGACUUGGGUGAUGGAAAGUAAGAAUACAACCCUGGGCGGUAAAGUUGCAGUUAUUAAUUUGAAGCUGCAUGAUUACAGCAAGUUUCCGACAUCCGAAAUGGAGGUCAAAUUUCAGCUCUCUAAAGUCACACUUGAACCUAUGUUGAGGUCGAUGGCUUACAUUAGCGAGCAGCUCUCGGCUCCAGCUAAUAGGGUGGCCGUCAUCAAUUUGAAGCUUCAAGACACAGAGACAACGUCAGGAGAGUCAGAGGUUAAGUUUCAAGUGUCUCGGGAUACACUAGGAGCCAUGUUGAGAUCUAUGGCUUACAUCCGCGAGCAGCUCUCUCUUGUUGGUGAGCCACAAGCAAAGAAGCAGCGGAAAGUGAUGUAAUAUGGGACAAAACCCUAUGAUGCCUGUGAGGAAAAACAGACAGGACAAGAAUUGUUCAUUUGGAUUUUGCUUCCUUAGUUUUAGCAUUUUAGGACACUCUCUUUUGUUCUGUCUUGAGCUCUGGUUUUUGAUUUCUUGUAUUGAAUGUUUUUAUUUGUUUUUCUCAUUGUAAAGUGUGUAAAAAGUUACCAUUUGAGUGGACAACGGUUCCAAGUGUACAUAAUAUCAUUUUCUUUACCGAUA
Tarenaya hassleriana is the source of this 3152-nucleotide messenger RNA. Its product is annotated as protein FAR1-RELATED SEQUENCE 3. The record is from RefSeq and is a predicted model, not a curated record. The transcript has 6 exons. NCBI's taxonomy places the organism in Eukaryota, Viridiplantae, Streptophyta, Magnoliopsida, Brassicales, Cleomaceae. Bases 288 to 2909 code for a protein of 873 amino acids. Gene Ontology annotation, biological process: regulation of DNA-templated transcription. Gene Ontology annotation, molecular function: zinc ion binding.